Molecule: messenger RNA, 874 nt
Organism: Acanthocheilonema viteae
Lineage: Eukaryota; Metazoa; Nematoda; Chromadorea; Rhabditida; Onchocercidae
Source: the annotation of a GenBank genome assembly
AUGCUUGAAGUUGAAACCCCGGCUAGUGAGCCGUUGAUACUUCACCCUGAUAUCAACAAUAACAACAACAACAACAAUAGCAGCUACGACAACAACGACAACAAUAGCAGUACAAAUCUUCAGAAACCUGAAUAUUUUGUUGCUAUUGUUUUUGCGCUAGCGGUUUUGUUCAGUUCAUUGUAUCUGCAAGGAUUACCCUCUACAAGGGUACCUCAGUUACGCAGUCGUCUAAUUGCUGCCGCUAUUACAGGUGCAAAGUUGCGAGAUGGAGAAGUAUGGCAUAUCAAUCGACAUCAGACAAGGCGACGGCGUUCCACAUGGAGCGAUGCCAAAUGGCAUGGGGUACGUGGAUUGGCACGAGACUGUGGCUUCACGUGUUACUUCCGAUUACGUCAGGAUACCGGUGAUCGAAUACCCGAAAGUGAGCUGCACAUACAUCUCACGCGCUGGAAGCAGUUACCCCAACCCAAUAACAAAUCACUGCCGACGUUGGAGAACAAUCGGAUUCGACCGAUUGUACAAUUUAUGGAUUCGGUGGAUGCAACGCACGCACGAAUGUCCAGAUUUGUACCCGAUUGUCUCUACAGCGCUCAUGUUAAAGGUGCUACUGAAUCGUCGAUUGUCAAUUUAUGUGAUAUCAGCGGCGGACUGUUUGGCACUCUGGUACUGCCGGAUGGAACGUAUCUCAUAGAGCCGGUGAAGGACGAUCAGAUGCCAAGCAAACCGUCAUCGUCCAGGGCCCAUAUCGUGUACAAAUCCCGAUCUCACUCAUUCCACAAAUAUGGUUUUCCCAGUUCUUCUUCAACCAUUAUUGCUACUACUCCUUUUCUUACUAUUGCCCCUACCGCUACUUUUGCUAAUUCAUAUUCAACGA